AAACAUGCCGAAAGGUCCUAUCUGCAGAAGAGAGGCUCUCUUUGGUUUCCCUCUUUUCCGUUAAUAUCUCAGCUGUUUAUUUGUAAUAUGAUUAUCUCCUUGCUUUGAACGAUGGUCAAAACAAUCGUCUUUUGAUUUAUACUGCAAAAACAGUUGAAAAGUGUACCAUUACAUUGCAAUAAUUGAAAGAGAAAGUGAACAAAGAGAGCCUCUCAAAUGCAGAUAGGACCUAUUGAAAUGUUUAUAGUCUAUUUUACGAGCCGAUUUUAUGAAUGAAUUUUGACAGGAGGUAGUGUCCAAUAACCCGUGAAAACCAAUAUCAUCAUCAACAUUGUUGUCACUUCGUAAAAUGGCUCAUUCGUCUAGCAUACGACGCGUCAACAAACAAAAAAGUUGUGUUUUAUUUCUCAUUUGCGUUUUCAAUUUUUCAGUUCACGUUUUUCAUCGGUUUUUCGCAGUUCAACAGUUAAAUUUAAUCGAAACAUCGUCCACCGCCACGAUGGCGAGCGAAGAGCAGUACGUGGUCGAAAAGAUUCUGAACAAACGCACUCGACGGGGCGUGGUCCAAUAUCUGAUCAAAUGGACCGGCUGCGACGAGACGCAGAAUACCUGGGAGCCGGAGCAGAACCUGAAGUGUGACGUGCUGCUGCAACAGUACCACCAGGAAAAGGCAGCCGAACCGAAGAAACGAGGCCAGAAACGCUCGACCAGAUCGUUACCUUCGGAUGGCGAACAGGUAACGGCAGAUGCUAAUGACGGAGAUGGAGCAGCGGUAGAGGUCGAGAAGAAAGACGAGGAGGAGCCGAAGACGUCCAGACGAACGAAGAAUCCGUCGAAAAGGAAGAUGGGAAAGAGAUCUCUUGAUAGCUCACAAGGGCAACCGGAUGAAGCCCGCGAAGCGGAGUCUGUGGUAAAAGUUGAGAUAAAGGAGAUGGAUGUGAAACGUGAUGAAUUGAUGCCAGAGUCUGGCCAGGAUAAAACAGUUCAAUCGAAGAAACGGGGAAGGAUGUCGAAGCAAUCGUUGCCUUCGGAGAGCGAAAAGGCAACCGACACGCAAGGAACAGUGGUAAAAGUUGAGAACAAGCAAGAGGAGGUACAGGCGACAAAGGAACCUUUGAGGAAGAGGGUCAAACGAUCCCUUGACACAUCACAGGGACAACCGGAUGAAGGUUCAGUGGCGGUGAAAGUUGAGAAAAAGGAUGUGGAAAGGAAGCGUCAGAUAAGGUCGAAAACGGAGCCAACCAAGGAACCGAAGCAAGAACCGGCAGGUAGCAAAGCGGAAGAAGGAUCGAACGGAUUUGCACGCGGGUACGUCGUAGAAAGCUUGGUCGGCAUCACACAGGAAGGCAACAAGUUCCUGUUUCUUGUCAAGUGGCAGGGACUGGAUGAAAUGGAAAUGGUUCCGUCCGCGGAGGUGCGUAAGUUUGUACCGGAAAUGAUGAUCGAUUUCUACGAGAACCGUAUCAUCUGGAGGAAAAAGGAUCAAGCUGGCAAGUUGCCUGCGUCGUAAUUUUUCGGCACUCAAGCCGAUUUUAUUUUGUACUUGCGACAUGACUACAAAUUACUGAAUUUGAUGCCACAAUGUUUGUUUUGUUGAAUUUGAUUUUAUUAAACUGAAUAAAGCUUCCUUUGUUUAUGAA
Messenger RNA from Aedes albopictus (Asian tiger mosquito), 1640 nucleotides. RefSeq names its product chromo domain-containing protein cec-1. Gene Ontology annotation, molecular function: chromatin binding. Gene Ontology annotation, biological process: chromatin organization; negative regulation of transcription by RNA polymerase II. The transcript has a single exon. The record is from RefSeq and is a predicted model, not a curated record. The coding region runs from base 350 to 1510 and encodes 386 amino acids. NCBI's taxonomy places the organism in Eukaryota, Metazoa, Arthropoda, Insecta, Diptera, Culicidae. Gene Ontology annotation, cellular component: pericentric heterochromatin; nucleus.